CCGAAUCGCGAGCUGCUCUCCACAAUGAUCCUCCCUGCGAAGCCCUCCGACCGGCCCCUGACUGCCAGCAGCGAGAGGCGAGCCCUCAUUCGCUGAGCUGACGCCUGGCUCCCCGCCCCCCGCCCCGUUACUCUCGCUCUGGAAAUUACAACUCCUGGGCGCUUGGCGCGGCGGGCGCGGGAGGCGGCGGGGCCGGGAGGGGAUUCCCGAGCCAGCGGGCGCUCGCUCCCCGCCCGCCGCUGCUGCGUGGUGAGGCCAAGGUCAGGGGCGCCGUAGGAAUCGGAGCUGGCGAGACGAAUCGGGGACGCGGGUCAAUACCGGUCUGCGAGGAGGCAGCUCCGAGAGCAGUGGCCGGGGAGCGGGACGGCGACAGCCUCCGGGCCGGGUGAUGCCGAGGUGGCCGCCGCAGCGCAGCAGCCUGGAGGGCGGUGCGCACCUGGAGUCCGCACUGACUCCUUCUCCGCCCGCUCGCGGGCGCUGUCCGCCGCCUGGUGGUGCUGAACCAGAUCUGGCCCAGCCGCUCGUGCUUCUGCCAAGAGCUGGGUAGGGGCGGGGCGCUCGGAGAAGAAGACUCCGGGCAACGACGAUGCGGAGCCCAGCUCAGUAGCCUAGCUGGCUGACAGCAGCGGCCACUCGUCCUGCAUGGAGGGGAGGCACGAGGAAUCCGGACGGCGCUGCUGCAGCUGAUUCAUCGCCCGGACAACCUCGGAGGCCACCGUGAGGGCUGCCCGCCACCUUCAGACGGUCGCCUCUGGUGCGGGAGCCUCGCCCGCAGGAGGUGAGGACCCCUCCCUUCUCUGGCGGCCAAGCCACUUAGGGCGGUGGCCUGAGGACAGAAAGGGGCGUGCUCCCCGCGAGUGAAGACGGCAUGCCCGUGUAAUGCGCCCGCCUCCUGUCUCAAGCAGCGCGGAUCUCCUCCGCCCCGCUGCUCUUGUCUUCCGAGCUUGACCAUUCUUCGCUGGUCCCGAGCGGCGAUGGAGGAGGAGCUGAAAUGCCCCGUGUGCGGUUCCCUGUUCCGGGAGCCCAUCAUUCUGCCCUGCUCUCACAAUGUCUGCCUGCCUUGCGCCCGCACCAUCGCGGUUCAGACACCGGACGGCGAGCAGCACCUGCCCCCGCCGCUCCUGCUUUCGCGUGGUGCCGCCGUUGCUGCCGCCGCCGCGCCCCCUCCGGAUCAGGACGCUGCUGCGGGUGCGACCUGCGGAGGCGCCGGAGCUAGCACAGCUGGAGGCCUGGGCGGCGGGGCGGCUGCAGGUGGAGACCACGCGGACAAGCUGAGCUUGUACAGCGAGACUGACAGCGGCUAUGGCUCCUACACCCCUAGCCUCAAGUCCCCCAACGGAGUCCGCGUGCUGCCCAUGGUGCCUGCGCCCCCGGGCUCUUCUGCCGCCGCGGCCCGGGGCGCUGCCUGCUCCUCACUCUGCUCAUCCUCCAGCUCCAUCACCUGCCCUCAGUGCCACCGCAGCGCCUCCCUGGAUCACCGCGGUCUGCGAGGCUUCCAGCGCAACCGGCUGCUGGAGGGCAUAGUGCAGCGGUACCAGCAGGGCCGUGGGGUAGCUGCGGGGGCAUCUGCAGCCCCAGCGGUGGCCAUCUGCCAGCUGUGCGACCGCACCCCACCGGAGCCGGCAGCCACUCUCUGCGAGCAAUGCGACGUGCUCUAUUGCGCCACCUGCCAGCUCAAGUGCCACCCGUCCCGGGGCCCCUUCGCUAAGCAUCGGCUAGUUCAGCCACCGCCGCCUCCCACACCCCCAGAGGCUAGCCCUACUUCAGUCGGCACAUCCACCACUCCCAGCGCAGGAGGAUGCCGGAGCCCAGGGGGUGCCGGGGCCAGCGUGCCGAGAAAGUUCCCCACGUGCCCGGAGCACGAAAUGGAGAACUACAGCAUGUACUGCGUGAGCUGUCGGAGCCCAGUGUGCUACCUGUGCCUGGAGGAAGGCAGGCACAGCAAACACGAGGUGAAGCCGCUGGGAGCAACGUGGAAGCAGCACAAGGCCCAGCUGUCUCAGGCCUUAAAUGGGGUUUCAGAUAAAGCCAAAGAGGCGAAGGAGUUUCUGGUUCAGCUCAAGAACAUACUGCAGCAGAUCCAGGAAAAUGGGUUGGACUAUGAAGCUUGCCUCGUGGCACAGUGUGACGCCCUGGGGGAUGCACUGACUCGACAGAAAGCCAAGCUGCUCACCAAGGUGACGAAAGAGAGGGAGCACAAGCUGAAGAUGGUCUGGGACCAGAUCAAUCACUGCACACUGAAGCUGCGCCAGUCUACGGGCCUGAUGGAGUACUGCCUGGAGGUGAUCAAAGAGGACGACCCCUCUGGGUUCCUGCAGAUUUCAGAUGCCCUGAUCAAACGUGUGCAGGUGUCUCAGGAGCAGUGGGUCAAAGGUGCCCUGGAGCCCAAAGUAUCUGCAGAGUUUGACCUGACCCUGGACAGCGAGCCGCUGCUGCAAGCCAUCCACCAGCUGGAUUUCGUCCAGAUGAAAUGUAGGGUGCCACCUGUACCCCUGCUGCAGCUGGAGAAGUGCUGCACCCGCAAUAACAGUGUCACCCUGGCCUGGAGGACACCACCCUUCACCUACAGCCCUGCUGAUGGCUACAUCCUGGAGCUGGACGACGGUGAUGGGGGGCAGUUCCGGGAAGUGUAUGUUGGCAAGGAGACCCUGUGCACCAUUGACGGACUUCACUUUAACAGCACCUACAAUGCCAGAGUCAAAGCCUUCAACUCCUCUGGUGUCGGUCCCUACAGCAAGACCGUGGUCCUACAGACCUCUGAUGUGGCCUGGUUCACUUUUGACCCCAACUCUGGCCACCGGGACAUCAUCUUGUCUAAUGACAACCAGACAGCCACCUGCAGCAGCUAUGAUGACCGCGUGGUGCUAGGCACAGCUGCAUUCUCCAAAGGUGUGCACUACUGGGAGCUGCACGUGGACCGGUAUGACAACCACCCAGACCCUGCCUUCGGGGUGGCCAGGGCCAGCGUGGUCAAGGACAUGAUGCUGGGCAAGGACGACAAGGCCUGGGCCAUGUAUGUGGACAACAACCGCAGCUGGUUCCUGCACUGUAACUCCCACACCAACAGGACUGAAGGCGGUGUAUACAAGGGGGCCACUGUGGGCGUGCUGCUGGACCUGAACAAGCACACACUGACCUUCUUCAUCAAUGGGCAGCAGCAGGGCCCUACGGCCUUCAGUCACGUGGAUGGGGUCUUCAUGCCUGCUGUCAGCCUCAACCGAAAUGUGCAGGUCACCCUGCACUCAGGACUGGAGGUGCCAACAACCCUAGGACGGCCGAAGCCAUCAGGCAACUAGCCUGGUGGCUCCUGCUGCCUAGUUGGCUGUGAUGGAGGCCCUCACAAAGGACAAGGGCCAACAGGAAGUCCUGGGUCCCAGCAGUCAAUGAACAUCUGAAGAUGGUUUUUUGUGGGGAAUGGAGAAUGAAUGAGCUGUGAGCCACAUGGCCAUACUGUGGCUGCCUAUGUCAAGAAUGUCCUUUCAUCUCUAUGCCACAGAGCUUAUGGUCCCCAGGGUGCCCUCAAGACAGUGCUCCGGAAGGAAGCCUUUGGUUUCAGGCUUGUGUUUUCUGACAUCUUUUGAAAAGCUUGAUUUCCCCUUAUAUUUCCAAAGGAGAGAGGAAGGCUAACUUUUAAACCAGUAUCCCAAGAUGAGUCAGCACUGUGAUGCUACUCCAUGUCUGCAUGUAACCUGUUGCUAGGAUUCUGCUCCUUCUGGAGUCCCAGGCUGGCAGCUUGUCACCUCUGCUGGGAGAAACUGACCGUGAGCCUUUGGGAUUUGGAGUCUUCAAUACACUGUAAGCUAAUUCAGGACUAAUGGAAGGAACAUUAAUCAUUAAUGAAUAACUAGAACCCUUCAGAAGGACUUCCUUAAGGCUAUAUUAUUAACCAUGUGCUAUCAACACACACACACACACACACACACACACACACACACACACGGUGUGUAUAACAAUCAGUUAAAUUUUAUUCAUUCUGUUCUUAGUUACAAACGGAAACAUUGGAAUCCAAGACAGUGAUGUGGUAGCUUUUUCUAGAAUUCGCUUCUCCAGAAAUUGAUGGAAAUAUAUCUACACUGCCUCCCUGGGCUGGGCCUUGAGCACAGAAGCAGUAGACCCCAGAAAGGCCUUUCAUCAAAGCAAGGCCCCUAUAGCUUCACCCUGUGCCCUGCUGGAAGCAUCAUGGACAUGAGAAGUGGCCCUAAUGGCAACGUGGAUGGCUCUGUCAUGAUGGGACAGAUGAGACCCUGGAGAAAGGCUAAAGCUAGAUGACCACGCCCUACAGCUUCUCUUCCCACAUGAGCCAGGAGUCCCAGAGUGCAGGGAGGUCUCCUUCUGAGGAGUGAGCGCUGCUCUUACUGGUGAGGCUCACACGGAGUCAUCCCGCCUUCAGGUCCUGUGCCAUCACUUCCUGUCUCCCACAGUCUCCAGCUCUGCCUGGCAGUAACCUCGCUCUCUCCUUUGGGAAGAAUUCGCUUCAUCAGGUGUUUCAUUUUACACCGAGGAAUGACUUGCCUGUCAGCCGGGCUGGUUUUGUUUUCGUUUUUAAUCCGAUCCACCAGCCCCAACUGUGCUUCCUCACCUGCUUUGUCCAAAGGCCCUCGGUUCCCAAGUACCCACCACUGGGCUGCACAGACCCGCCAGUCCUACCUCAGAGUUCUUGCUUGUGGCCCUGUUUCCUCAGACACCCCAAUGCCACCAGGAGCAGUUCAGCAAAGUCCAGCCUCCACACUGGGCUCUUGAGCCACCUUCAUUGUAGAGGUGUAGCUUUGGCUUCCUUAGACUCUCUUCCUGCUAAGUGGUCUCUGGCUCAGUGGCUCUUAACUCUGUCCAGAGUCCUCAGGGCAGUCCACAAGACCCUGGAUACCACGUCCUCAGUUGCUCAGCAGGUCCUGAUGUCCCACAGCCACAGCUCUGGAAGACCCCAGCAGACGGAGGGAUGGGUGCUUCAACAUCAAGAAUGUGGAUGAGCCUCUGCCUUCCUGAACCCAGGAAAUCACGUGGCCAUGGUCAGGAGUGGUGGUGGUCCAGGUGUCUGACUCUCUCGUGGAAGUGUCCAGAAACCCUGGAGUAAGAACAAGCAGAAAGACUGGCCAGAGGUAGCCACACAGUCUUCAAAGCCUGGGUCGAGCACCUGCCCGAGGAGCAGGAGUCACUUGGGCAGACCUGGACCUGUGGCUGACUUUGUUUGGGGAGAUAAGGAAAUGACCACAAUUACAGGUGACUUUUUUUUUUCUGGUGCUGGAGAAUCCAACCCAUGGCCUUGCACAUGCUAGGAAAGUGAUCGACCACAGAGCCCCCAGAGCUCUAGGAGGUCACUUUCCUCCUCUCUUUUUCCUCCUCCUCCUCUUACUCUCCCUCCCCCUUCUUUAGUUUGUUUGAGACAUGGUCUCACACUGUAGCCCAGGCUGGCCUGGAAUUCACUAUAUAGCUCAGGCUGGCCUUGAAUCACAGCAAUCCUCCUGCCUCAGCCUCCUGAGUACUGAGAUUACAGAGGUGAGCAUCACACCCAACCCAGGUGACCUCUUUAAGGAGGUUCCCUGGAGUUGAACAAGGAAGACCCCCUUCCCAGAUCCCACAGCAGCACGGGUGGGGGGAGCUAAAUGUCUCCCUUUGCUCACUAGAACCCAGAAGCAAUACGCUGAUGCCAGGGACAAGCAGGCAGCCCUGCACAGCCAUUUCCCUUGCCUUCUGCACAGGGCACCUUUCAGGGACAAGGUUGCAUGGAUAAGAGAAGGGUAAGGCAGUUCUGCACUCUUGGCUGUCUGAGGCAAUCAGAAAAGUGAAGGAACUUAACUCCUCACAGUGCAAGGCCCAGGAAAUGAGAGCUACAGACAGAUCAUGGCGUCUUAGCACACUGAGUCCUUAGCAGCUGGCACUGAGGUGACACUGCUGUGUAUAAACAUCAAGGUGAGGCCUUUCCUGGUGGGCCACCGAGAAGGAACUUGGGGUAAGUCUGUAAGAAAGAAAUUCAACUCUAAGCCUGCUGUCUGUGUGGGUCAGUGAAUGCCAAUCCCUUUGAAAUGAAUGUCCUUGACGAGUACCCACUGGCACCUACUCUAUACACAGCGCCUCCUCCCUCCCAGCUGGACAGCAGUACCCACAACCCAGGCUUUUCCCCCUCUGUCCUGUCUGGAGGCAGGUCUCAGUGUUAGAGGGCAACUGCCUGGCCUUGGCACUCUCACACUGCGUGUGGUCCAGGCGGCACCUUCAGCCCUUUGUUUGCUCUGUGAUUCCACAAAUGUCCUUAGCUGCCCUGUAGCCCCAGGGAGUUCAGAGCCAGGAAGCAAUAUGCUACCAGGAUGAGCGCUGAAACAUGGGCAAGCUCUGCAAGAGAUGGGGAAUGCCCACUUUACUGAGUCCUUCCUCUUGCUCCUGUUGCCCUACCCCUUAUCUGGCCCUCUUAGGUCAGGGCUAGAGUGCAGUGUCCAUGUGAAUUUACCUGGGUCAACAUGUCGGCCUUAACUCCAUUGAAAGGCUUGGAGAUAUGAUUCAGUGCAGGUGGUCUGGGUUUGCCCUUCAUGAGGCUACCUCCAAGCCCUAUAGCCUCUCAUUGCAGAGAGGCAAAGAGUGGAUAAAAUCAUCUGGGGGGAAUCUGGGAGUGUGAAGAACACCAUCACAGGACUGUGGGAGUCACCCCAGGGGUGCUUAAUGCUGACAUUUGGGGUGGGGACUGAGUGCUGUAAAGCAUUAAGCACCCCUCAUCUCUGUCCUCAAGAUGCCAAGAGCACCCCCAAUAAGUGUGACAAUCCCAAAUACCUAGAGAUAUCCAGAUGCUCCCUUGUGGCAGACCUGGAUCUGGGUCAUAUUGGUUUGUUGGGUUGUUGACAUUCACGGUAUUGGCACACAUUCCUGUGUCACAUAGGAGGUCUGUCCCAAAGCCACUGAUCUCAUGUUACCCCAGUGUAAGAAUUAUUCACAGGUCUUCAGUGGAGCAUGUGAGGAAAAAGGAGCUCACAUUUCUGCUCACUGAAGAUGGAAGCCAACACCACCUCCAUUCUUGGGAAGAAAAGCUCCUUCCCUUCAUUUUUCUUGGCCACACUUUCCUGAAGGAGCAGGGACAUCUUAAUGGAUUUGGGGCUCUCGAGGUGUUAAAGAAAUCUCAUCAUAUAUUGUUAGAAGAUGUUCAAAGUCCACACUGGUCCUGGGAAUUCUGUUACCCCAGGAACAGUCAGUUGUCAUGGACAGCCUGGUAUUGACUCCUGACUGAGGGAGUCCUGACAGCUGAGGUAAAAGGUGAAGAGGUGAAUUAAGCUAAAGAGGAGUCUUGAGGCAGAGACAUGACAGCAGAGUGUCUCUCAGCACUUACCUCCUAAAUUGACUUUGAUAUUGGCUCAUGGCAUGCAUGGGGUAGAUAUCCUAUGUUUUGUGCCUCAGUAUCUCCACCUGAAAACAGAACUGGCCAUACCAACCUACCUCCUCUCCGUAUUGUGUGGAUCAUGGAAUAGUCUCAUUGGUAAGGUCCAGGCUAAAUGGCUCACAUUCAGUGGCUCAAACCUGGGAGACUUUACCAUGUCUCUAACCACAAUGUCUUCCACCCAGGCUUCCUGUGAUCAGGCAAAUAUUUUUCCCAUAGCUGCCUGGCAUUUCAGAUAGUUCACAUGACAGCAAGCACAUCCCAUUAAUGGGGAGCCUGGGUUAAUGCCACGUUACAGGGCUUUAAACAGGUCAAACCUGUCAGUAACCAUCUCUUGAAUGCUAAAAGCAUCUAUAUGUGGUGUCCGCUAAGCCAAGAAAAGAUAUUAUUCAGCCUUCUGCCUCCUGUUCCUUCAGUUCUGGUCUUUAAGGAAUCCCCCUACCCAUGGCCUUUCACUUUUGUUUCCCCAACAGUGGGGGUGGCUUUGGACACCUGAGAGUGUUACGACAUACAGCUGAACUGGACCUCAAGGGCGUGGCUAGUGACAAGUCAGUUUCAGGCAACUGAUUGCUGCUGGGACUUCUGGCACGAGCUAUGGAGGGCGGGAGCCUGGCGUUUUCCAUGACCAGUGCUGAAUUCAGUGGAAGGAGCUGGGACUUGACUCUAAGUGAGGUGAUUCCCUUGAGUGGUGCAGCACACUGAGGACCCAGCCGUCAACCCAGCCCUGGGAAAGAGCCCAGAGUUUGAGGGUUAGCGGUGUGGCUGGCACUGGGCACUAAGCCUCUGUGCAUGGUUCUUAGCAGAUGCUAUACAGGCCUUGGUAUGACUGCUGGAGCUCCUUGAUUGGCCCGUAGUGGCCUUUCAACUCCAAUCCCCCAGAGACUGGACUUCCUGAGCCCCCCCAUGUUCUCAGCACCAGCGGAGAGUGGGGUGUAGACACAACAGAAAACAUGAAUGCAUGAUUUAGAAUCGCCGCCUUUGCACUACACGGCACACUGAGCAUGAAAGGUGUUUGUACAAUGUUGGCAAAGGAAUUUAACAGAAACAGAAAGCUGUGUCCUGUUGUUUUGGCCCCGUUUUCCUGCCUUGCCUUGCCUUCUCUCCCCCACCCUCCCUACCACAUCGAUUCUGUCCCCAGUGGUUGGUAUUUGGUGGCAGCUCUUGGUCCUGUGGUUGUUGAUGUUUCGCUGAAAACACAGAGCGGUGGGCAGUGGUAAGGAAAGUAAUUUUUUCUAAUUUUUGUAUAGGUAUCCACAAGCGUUUGUAUUUUUUGAAUUGCAAACACUGUGUUUUCUGGUCUUUAGGGGGUUGGUUGAACUUCCUGUAUUACUUUUUGGAAAGCUUGAGUUUUACCACAUUCUUAAACAGAUUUGAAAUAAAUUCUUUUGACACUGCCAA
This is a messenger RNA of Mesocricetus auratus (golden hamster), 8752 nucleotides long. It is a transcript of the gene Trim67, whose product is annotated as tripartite motif containing 67. Bases 975 to 3296 code for a protein of 773 amino acids. The record is from RefSeq and is a predicted model, not a curated record. NCBI's taxonomy places the organism in Eukaryota, Metazoa, Chordata, Mammalia, Rodentia, Cricetidae. Gene Ontology annotation, molecular function: zinc ion binding; protein binding. The transcript is spliced from 10 exons.